Molecule: messenger RNA, 856 nt
Organism: Chara braunii
Lineage: Eukaryota; Viridiplantae; Streptophyta; Charophyceae; Charales; Characeae
Source: the annotation of a GenBank genome assembly
CCUUUGCCAUCUGGGCAGCAGCUGAAAAUUCAGGCCUUUGAACAUAAUACUGCUGAAGAAGAAGAAGAAAGCCAAAGAAGACGAAAAAGAUGAAGAAAGCCAAAGAAGACGAAGAAAAUGAAGAAAGGCAAAGAAGAAGAAGACGAAGACGAAGACGACGACGACGACGACGACGAUGAAGACGAAGACGAAGACGAAGACGAAGACGAAGACGAAGACGACGAAACGAUGAAGAGAAAGACAAAGACGAAGAUCAAGACGAAGAGGGUGACGAAGACUAAGACGAAGAUGAAGAUGAAAACGAAGACGAAGACGAAGUUGAAGUCGAAGUCGAAGACAAAGACGAAGAUGAAGACGAAGAUGAAGACAAAGACAAAGACAAAGACAAAGACAAUGACGAGGAAGACAAAGAAGACGAAGACGAAGACGAAGACGAAGACGAUGACGAUGACGACAACAAUGAAGAAGAAGAAGAAGACGAUGACGACAACAAUGAAGAAGAAGAAGAAGAAGAAGAAGAAGAAGAAGAAGAAGAAGAAGAAGAAGAAAGAUGAAGACGAAGACGAAGACGAAGAAGACGAAGACAAAGACAACGAAGACGGAGACCACGAAGACGAAGACGAAGACGAAGACGAAGACGACGACGACGAUGACGAUGACGACGACAAAGAUGAAGAUGAAGACAACGAAGACUAAGAAGACGAAACGACGAAGACAAUGACGAAGACGAAGACGACGACAAAGACAAAGACAAAGACAAAGACAAAGACGAGGAAGACGAAGACGAAGAUGAAGAUGAAGACGAAGACAAAGACGAAGACAAAGACAAAGACAAAGAUAAAGACAAAGACAAAGA